Molecule: messenger RNA, 1575 nt
Organism: Heterostelium album PN500
Lineage: Eukaryota; Evosea; Eumycetozoa; Acytosteliales; Acytosteliaceae
Product: FNIP repeat-containing protein
Exons: 3
Coding region: 1-1575 (524 amino acids)
Source: RefSeq, a predicted model, not a curated record
AUGAACGAUUCAAAUAUAUUUGUAAAUUUAUCACAUGUAUUAUUAUCAAAGAUAACUAAAUAUUUAAGAGAUAACAUCGAUAAGAUAUUCUUUAGUUUAGUUUGUAAAAGAUGGUUCGAAGAAAGACAUAAAUAUCUAAAGUUUAACAGAGAUCGUUUCUUCAUUAACAGUGAAUCUAGUAUUUUAUUGAAUUCAUAUCGAUCAUUAAUACAGGAUUCUUUUAAAAAAGAAAUACCAAAUGGUUUACAUAUAGGCAACAAUGUUGAUGUAACGUAUGAUAUAAGUACAACAAUAGAUGGUCUAAAAUCUAUUGAUCCAACAAAUAUACGUAAAGUGGUGGCUGCUUAUUAUUGUAGAUUACCAUCUGAAACCGAGGAGAUCUAUUCAUUCAUAGAGAGAUCGAAUGUUACUAAGCUCGUGUGUUGUCAAACAAUGAAAUAUAGAAUACCGAUGAAUCUAACAUCAAUUAUAUUCCCAUAUUGGUUCAAUGAACCAUUGGUCAAAGAUCAUUUACCACCGACAUUGAAGAGUCUUUCAUUAGGUGAACAAUUCAAUCACCCGAUCGAACCAGGUGUUCUUCCAGAUACACUUGAAAAGUUGAAGAUAAACUCGAAGUACAGUCAUAUUAUGCUUCAAGGAGCGUUACCAUCGUCUCUAAAGUACUUUUACAGUUGGAAUCAUAUAUCUAGAAUAUGUGAGUUACCACCAAGCCUUGAAGUUUUGAUUCUUAAUUUGGAUAGACCAUCGCUCAUCGAUGGAGAGUUACCAUUGACGUUGCGCAAGUUGGAAUAUGCACCGAAUACAUCACAACUCUCUAUAAAAUCACUUGUCAAUAUUGAAUCACUAACUUUGGAUGAUGCUAACAUCAACAAUAAUUCGAUAUUUGAUCUAAGUCAGCUUCCACCCAAUCUGAAUCAAUUGACUCUUAUUACUUUGUCGAGGUUGACAUCAGCAAUGCCAACAUCACUCAGACACUUGGAUCUCGGUUAUCAUUCAAACUAUGAUAUCGAUGAGAUCUUCCCAAACCGAUCAAACUAUCAAUUCGAAAGUUUGGCAUGGUGUGGCAAUAGAAAUAAGCGAGAAUCACUUGAAGGAUUGAAGAUCAAGAGUUUGACUGUUUUAUUUGAAGAUGGAUAUGGAGAAGACCUAGAUUUACCAUCGAUCUUGACCAUUCCAAAUGGUAUUGAAUCAUUGGAGAUUUGCGAAACUCACAUGAAAAUCCUCAAUGAACAAUCAAUACCAUCAUCUGUAAAAGUAUUGGAAAUUCAUAAUUUCGAUUGUUUUGAGUGUGACCCAUUCAUUCCAAAAACAGUUGAACAUCUGAAAGUCCCAUAUUUGGAAUCCUACGAUGUAUUAAAUAAUUUCUAUCCUUCAUCUCCAAAUCAAAUUAUAACGAUUCCACAAUUGUCAAGCUCAAAUAUCAGUUCAAGGUUUGAAACUACUCAUUUUGAAUUAUUUGUAAAAUUCUUGGAAAUUCCUAGUUUCGAUUGCUUCGCUUAUGAUCCAUUCAUUCCUAAAACCAUUGAACAUCUGAAAGUUCCAUUUUUAGAUUAUUACGAAACUACAAAGUCCUAA